CGGGGCAAGAUGGCGGUCGGGCCUCGGCUGCUGCCCCGGGUCAGGCAGAGCUCGGGGGUUUUGGGCUGAGGCGGUGGUAAACUACGGCCCCGACCCCGAGCGCGGGGGCCUCGAGCGGAUAAAGGUCUACGGCCUGCGGAAAACACAAGCUCCUCUGAAGUGAGAAGAUGUCCUCAGCUGUGAGCCCUGUGCAAAAUCACUAAUGACUGAUUACCUGACAUUUCUGCGUCACCAGCAGGUCCUCAGGGUUUGUGCAAGUUUGCAAACAUGUUCACUGUUUCUCAGACCUCGAGAGCUUGGUUCAUUGAUAGAGCCCGUCAGGCUCGAGAGGAAAGGCUGGUGCAGAAGGAGCGGGAGAGGGCAGCCGUGGAGAUUCAGGCCCACGUACGGAGUUUUCUCUGUCGGCGUCGACUGCAAAGAGAAAUCAGGAGAGAGAUUGAUGAGUUUUUUAAAGCAGAUGACUCUGGGUCCAGUAAAAGAAGUGCACUUUGUAUUUUUAAGACUGCCAGGAAACUGCUGUUCUUGUUCAGAAUUAAAGAGGAUGAUGAGAGAUUUGAGAAGUUGUGUCGCUGCAUCCUGAGCAGCAUGGAUGUUGAGAAUGAACCCAAGGUAUGGUACGUGUCCCUGGCUCUUUCCAAGGAUCUCACCCUCCUAUGGAUUAAACAGAUCAAAGACGUUAUGUGGUAUUGCUGUGAGUUUCUUGAGCAGCUCAAGCCUGAAAUUUUACAAGACUCCAAACUCAUCACACUGUACCUCACGAUGCUUGUCACCUUUACAGACACUUCAACAUGGAAAAUUCUCCGGGGAAAAGGUGAGAGUCUUCGACCAGCCAUGAACCACAUUUGUGCAAAUAUAAUGGGCCAUCUCAACCAGCAUGGAUUUUAUUCUGUGCUGCAGGUAUUGUUAACCCGUGGCCUGGCGAGACCCCGGCCUUGUCUGUCCAAAGGCACUUUAACAGCAGCCUUUUCCCUAGCAAUGCGCCCUGUGAUUGCUGCACAAUUUUCAGACAAUCUGAUCCGGCCGUUCCUCAUCCACAUUGUGUCUGUGCCCGCUCUCAUGACUCAUCUCAGCACAGUGACCCCCGAGCGCCUCACUAUUUUAGAAUCUCAUGACACGCUCCGUAAAUUCAUCACAUUUUUAAGAGACGAAGAUCGAUGCCGUGAUGUAUGUGAAAGUUUAGAAGGAUGCCAUACACUUUGUCUCAUGGGCAACCUCCUGCACUUGGGCUCCCUCAGCCCCAGGGUGUUAGAGGAGGAGACAGAUGGAUUUGUGAGUUUGCUCACCCAAAUGCUCUGCUACUGUCAGAAGUACGUGUCCCAGAAGAAAUCCAACCUUACCCAUUGGCACCCUGUCCUUGGCUGGUUCUCCCAAUCCGUGGACUAUGGCCUUAACGAGUCCAUGCCCUUGGUCACCAGACAGCUGCAGUUCCUGUGGGGGGUGCCUCUGAUCCGGAUCUUCUUCAGUGACAUCCUGAGCAAGAAGCUGCUGGAGAACCAGGAGCCGGUCCACGUGCCGCCAGCGUCCCCACAGAAUGUGCUUCCUGUGAAGACUCUCCUGAAGCGUGCAUUUCAGAAGUCGGCGUCAGUUCGGAAUAUUCUCAGGCCUGUCGGGGGUAAACGUGUUGAUUCUGCAGAGGUGCAGAAGGUUUGCAACAUCUGCGUCCUCUACCAGACCUCGCUGACGACUCUAACCCAGAUCCGGCUGCAGAUACUCACAGGUCUCACUUACCUUGAUGACCUGCUGCCCAAACUUUGGGCGUUUAUCUGUGAACUGGGGCCCCACGGAGGGUUAAAGCUCUUCUUGGAAUGCCUCAACAAUGACACUGAAGAGUCUAAGCAGCUCUUGGCCAUGCUGAUGCUGUUCUGUGACUGUUCCCGGCACCUCAUCACGAUCCUUGAUGACAUUGAAGUUUAUGAAGAACAGAUUUCAUUCAAACUAGAAGAACUGGUCACCAUCUCCUCUUUUCUGAAUUCCUUUGUGUUUAAGAUGAUCUGGGAUGGAAUCGUAGAGAAUGCCAAGGGUGAGACCUUGGAGCUGUUCCAGUCCGUCCACGGGUGGCUGAUGGUGCUGUACGAGCGGGACUGCCGGCGGCGCUUCGCCCCCGAGGACCACUGGCUGCGCAAGGAUCUCAAACCUAGCGUGCUCUUCCAGGAACUUGACAAGGACAGAAAACGGGCUCAGCUGAUCCUGCAGUACAUCCCGCACGUCAUUCCUCACAAAAACAGAGUUCUCCUGUUCCGAAACAUGGUGACCAAGGAGAAGGAGAGACUGGGGCUUGUGGAAACCAGCUCUGCCUCCCCUCAUGUCACUCACAUUACCAUCCGCCGGUCCCGGAUGUUGGAGGACGGCUACGAGCAACUUCGGCAGCUCUCCCAGCAUGCCAUGAAGGGCGUCAUCCGCGUGAAGUUUGUCAAUGACCUCGGGGUGGACGAGGCAGGGAUUGAUCAAGACGGUGUUUUCAAGGAGUUCUUAGAAGAGAUCAUCAAAAGGGUGUUUGACCCAGCGCUCAACCUGUUCAAGACGACCAGUGGGGACGAGAGACUCUACCCUUCGCCCACGUCCUACAUUCAUGAGAAUUACCUGCAGCUGUUUGAGUUUGUGGGCAAGAUGCUGGGGAAAGCUGUGUAUGAGGGAAUUGUGGUGGACGUGCCCUUUGCAUCCUUCUUCCUGAGCCAGCUGCUCGGGCACCACCACAGUGUCUUCUACAGCUCUGUGGAUGAACUGCCUUCUCUGGAUUCCGAGUUCUAUAAAAACCUCACUUCCAUUAAGCGGUGCGAUGGGGACAUCGCUGACUUGGGCCUGACACUGUCAUAUGAUGAGGAUGUCAUGGGUCAGCUUGUUUGCCAUGAACUGAUUCCUGGAGGGAAGACCAUUCCUGUUACAAAUGAAAAUAAAAUUAGCUACAUCCAUCUGAUGGCCCACUUUCGAAUGCACACUCAAAUCAAGAACCAGACAGCUGCCCUCAUUAGUGGAUUCCGUUCCAUCAUCAAACCUGAGUGGACCCGGAUGUUCUCGACCCCUGAGCUACAGCGACUCAUCUCCGGGGACAAUGCUGAGAUCGAUCUGGAAGAUUUAAAGAAGCACACAGUGUACUACGGUGGUUUCCAUGGAAGUCAUAGGGUCAUUAUCUGGCUCUGGGAUAUCCUGGCCUCUGACUUCACGCCCGACGAGAGAGCCAUGUUUCUGAAGUUUGUGACCAGCUGCUCCAGGCCCCCGCUCCUGGGAUUUGCCUACCUCAAGCCUCCCUUCUCCAUCCGCUGUGUGGAAGUGUCGGAUGAUCAGGACACCGGCGACACCCUGGGCAGUGUCCUGCGUGGCUUCUUUACCAUCCGCAAGCGGGAGCCAGGUGGCCGCCUGCCCACCUCCUCCACCUGCUUCAACCUGCUCAAGCUGCCCAACUACAGCAAGAAGAGCGUCCUGCGGGAGAAGCUGCGCUACGCCAUCAGCAUGAACACGGGCUUCGAGCUCUCCUAGCUCCCAGCCACCCUCAGCCCCAAGAGGCGGCGUUCCCCUGGGAGCACGACUGACGUGCCAGGGGAUGGUGGCCCCCAGACCCUCUCUGUAGCCAUGAGACGUCCCCUGUGGCCUCAAGAACUUUGGAUGCACGUGACAAAGCUACCCAGCACUCUCCAGGGGACACUAACAGGAAGGGGGUGUUGAAAAUAAACCUCCAGAUUCCUCCAGCAUUGGUCCUUCUUUCCUACUUUACAGUGGCCUGAAGCCGAGGCCUGUGAUGGCAGUGGGGCUUCUGUUUUUGUUAAUUUGGUGUUUUCGUGAGUUUCUGUUCCUUAACUUUCUGAGCGAGCCAUGCAUGAACAAGUCCCAGGAACACCAAGGCUCCGGAGUGGUUUUCAGGGCGUGGGCCUGAAUGCAUGAAGCCGACCUAACGUGAGAUGCGUCCCUUUCGUUUCUGAAAACUCUUUACUCAGGUAAGGCCUCGCCAAGCCUCUAUGCACCCUGCAGAGUCUCGGCCUCUGUCCCGUCCGCAGCAGCCUCUCUCCAGAUAGCCAGGCCCACCUGCUCCCGGGCAGCAGAGGUGCCUGCUGGUGAGACCACGGAGCACUGGAAGCUCAGGGCGCUGCUCCCACCUCAGAGCCACGAGUUCCACUCGGCGGCGGUCCUCUGCCCAUUCUCACCUCAGAUGCUCCGGGUCCUCAGCAGCCGGGCUGCCAGGGAGCCCCUUCUGGCUUGCUCCCAUCUUGGGCACUCACGUUGGCAUCCGGGUUUGGGAGAAAAAAACCGUUGUUCCUUAAAAGCAGCUCCGUUUCCAAAAGGCACUAGCUGUUACUCGAAGCCUGCUGAUUCCUGGGGAGGGCGGCUGCCUUUCCCCUGCUUGUUGGCCACACUUGUCGUCUAGUGAGGAACAAACACCAGCUGAAGGUACCUGUCCCAUCUGGGCAGUGGCUUUACUCUGUAGAUUGUAAAAGUCCCAAGAAACUUGGGUCUUGUUUCCCGUCCUUCCUCAGCACUGGGAACCCGGGAGCCCUUUGCACUGACGGAGGCUCAUGAGGCUGAGGAGACUCACGGGCCCUCCGGGUUUUUUGGUUUGGGGUUUUUCACUUUGUUUUCUCUUCCAACCCAUUGCACUCUUCUGCCGUCAUUCUUCACCUUAUCACGAGAACUGUACUCUAGAUCCAGGGAAUUGAGGCAGAAGCCAUGUUAUUGUUCUGUGUGGACAGCCACCCACCUCGCCCACGUCACCACACUCCUGGUGCAUCCCCACCAGCCAGAUUGAAGCCAGACUAGAGGCCAGGAGCUGGCAGAGGACUCGCAGCUCUCUUCCACAUAGCAAAACACCUUCCAGAAAGAACCUUCCAUGUUGGUGGCAAAGCGGGCAGGACCUGUCUCCAUGGCCUCCGGCAGAGGGUUUCAGCCAGGUGCCGGCAUCCUGCCCAGGCUCACGUUUGGCCAUGUUAGAGCCCCAGGCUUCUACAAAACAGAGCACGUGUUUUACCUUGAUGGGGAGACGGCAAAGAAUUUAAAGACAGAUAGGAAUUUAUUACUCUUAUUAUUAUUAAGAUUUGUCAGUAAUCUCCAAUUCUGUGGACUUGCCAUUAUCUUUAAACACUCGAUUCCUUGGAAAGUUCCUUUUAAACGUGCGUGUUGUGCUCUGGGCGGGUGGGUACAUUUAUGCUGGUGCCUAAAGGAUUGUCAACCUGCACUAAGAGGUUUGAUUCUUACUUCCUAGGGGUCUGCCAGUGUGGGAUGCAGAGAGAGUGGGUCCCUAAGCACCAGCACCGACUUUGUUCUGACGAGGAGGGGUAGUUUGUAGUUUCAUUGAACUUCAGCAGCUGGAAGUAUUGCACUAUCUGAAACCCUGAGUCUGUACUUCUCUAGGUGGUGUUCACAGGCACCUCGAUGGCUCUUGAUGGCUCUAAAAAGUUGUGGGGUGGAGCUUGUUUUCAUAGAUAACUUCGGAUUAAAACGACAAAAGCUUUAUUAAAUUUGUACUCAGCA
Messenger RNA from Delphinapterus leucas (beluga whale), 5457 nucleotides. RefSeq names its product ubiquitin protein ligase E3B (gene UBE3B). Lineage: Eukaryota; Metazoa; Chordata; Mammalia; Artiodactyla; Monodontidae. Gene Ontology annotation, molecular function: ubiquitin protein ligase activity. Gene Ontology annotation, biological process: ubiquitin-dependent protein catabolic process; protein polyubiquitination. The record is from RefSeq and is a predicted model, not a curated record.